Sorghum bicolor (sorghum) is the source of this 2961-nucleotide messenger RNA. RefSeq names its product L-type lectin-domain containing receptor kinase VIII.2. The record is from RefSeq and is a predicted model, not a curated record. Lineage: Eukaryota; Viridiplantae; Streptophyta; Magnoliopsida; Poales; Poaceae. Bases 348 to 2711 code for a protein of 787 amino acids. Gene Ontology annotation, cellular component: plasma membrane. Gene Ontology annotation, molecular function: ATP binding; protein kinase activity; carbohydrate binding. Gene Ontology annotation, biological process: protein phosphorylation. The transcript has a single exon.
UCCCAUCCACACUCUUCUUCCUCCUCCUCCUCCUCCUCCCUACCGUUGCCACCCCCAGGCCGCCGCACGUGUCCCACCCUCCCUCACUCACACACCUCGCCCUCUCUCUCCUUCCCUCUCUAAAAAGCGGCCGGCCGGCUGCCCCCCCUCUCUCUCUCUCUCUCUCUCUCUGCGUGAGUGUCUGCCCCCAGUCCCUCCCCCCACCUCACCGAUCUCGCGCACACUCCCCAAUGACCCAAUCUCCCCACUCCCCCUGCCAGCUCCUCAUCCCACCUCCGGAUCGCUUCACGGGCCGGGAAGCAGCAGCAGCACCCGCGCUCCCCGCCUGAUGCGCGCACCACCCAUCAAUGCCGGCGCUCGCGUCCGCCGCCAUGGCCCGAGCCGCCGCCGCCGCCGCCACCACGUCCCUCCUCCUCCUCUCCCUCCUCCACGCCCCCGCCGCAGCGGUGCGCUUCGACUACGCCUCGCUGACGCUAGGCAGCCUGAGGCUGCUAGGCGACGCGCACCUCAAGAACGGCACCAUCCGUCUCUCCCGUGACCUGCCCGUCCCGACGUCAGGCGCGGGGCGGGCGCUGUACGCGACCGCGGUGCCCGUCCGGGGUGGGUUCUCGACGCAGUUCGCCUUCACGGUGGCCACGCUGAACCCGUCCUCGGUCGGCGGGGGGUUGGCGUUCGUGCUGGCCACCGACGGGGCCACGCUCGGCGACGCGGGGCCAUACAUCGGCGUGUCCGUCGCUACCGACGCCGCCGCGGUCGAGUUCGACACGCUCAUGGACGUCCAGUUUGGUGACCCUAGCGGGAACCAUGUUGGUCUGGAUCUCGGCUCCAUGGUCUCCGCCGCAACCGCUGACCUCGGGGGCGACGACGACGACGCCGGCGGCGUCGACCUCACCAGUGGGAGGACCGUCAACGCCUGGAUCGACUACCGCCCCUCCCCAUCCGGCGACGGGAAAGAAGGGGGCGUGUUGGAGGUCUUCGUGUCCUACGCGUCCAAGCGCCCGUCCAAGCCCGUCAUGUCCGCGCCGCUCGACCUCGGGGAGCGCGUCAAGGACGCCGCGUUCGUUGGAUUCUCCGCCUCCACGCAGGGGAGCACGGAGGCGCACGCCAUCGAGUGGUGGAGCUUCUCCACCGCGUCGCCGGCCCCGUCCCCGCGCUCGGCGCCCGCCGCGCCGCCGCCGGAGUCCACCCCGGCGCUCCCGCCUCCCGUCUCCAACCCGGUGCUGCCGUCGCCGCUGCUCCCGGGAGUGACGACGCCGACGCCGCCAGCUGCCACGACGGGUGCCGCCGCCGCCGCGCCGGCCGUGUCGAUCGCCCCGUCGUCGGGCUUCGCGGCGGCGGGGAGGAAUGCCGGCGGCUCGGGGACGCCGCACGCGGCCGUGGCCGGCGCCGCCACGGCGGGCGCCUUCGUGGCGGCCUCCUUCGCGGGCGUCGCGCUCUGGGCGCUGGCGCGGCGCGCCAGGGCCAGGAAGCGCGGCCAGACCGCGGUGGCGGUGGCCACCAGCAAGCGCGACAGCGGCGUCGCGUCGGCGGCGGCGCUGGCGCGGUCGCCACGCGAGUUCAGCUACAAGGAGCUGAGCGCCGCCACGCGGGGCUUCGACGCGUCCCGCGUCAUCGGCAACGGCGCGUUCGGCACCGUGUACAAGGGCAUCGUGCCCGACACGGGCGCCAUGGUCGCCGUGAAGCGUUGCACGAACGCCCGCGGCGGCGGCGGCAACGGGAACGCGAGCAGCGGGGAGCAGCAGGCGCGGUCGGAGUUCCUGUCGGAGCUCUCCAUCAUCGCGGGGCUCCGCCACCGGAACCUGCUCCGCCUGCAGGGGUGGUGCUACGAGAAAGGGGAGAUCCUACUCGUCUACGACUACAUGCGCAACGGCAGCCUGGACAAGGCGCUGUUCGACGCCUCCUCCCCGGUGCUGCCGUGGCACCACCGGCGGGAGAUCCUGAUGGGCGUGGCGUCGGCGCUGGCGUACCUCCACCACGAGUGCGAGCGGCGCGUGAUCCACCGCGACGUCAAGUCCAGCAACGUGAUGCUGGACGAAGCCUACCGCGCGCGUCUCGGCGACUUCGGGCUGGCGCGGCAGGCGGAGCACGGCGAGUCCCCUGACGCGACUGCCGCCGCCGGCACCAUGGGGUACCUAGCCCCCGAGUACCUCCUCUCAGGUCGCGCCACCGAGUGCACCGACGUGUUCAGCUUCGGCGCGCUGGCACUAGAGGUGGCGUGCGGGCGUCGGCCGAUCGGGACGACGACCGACGGCGGCGGCGGGGGCAGGAGCUGCAACAACCUGGUGGAGUGGGUGUGGAGCCUGCACGGGGAGGCGCGGCUACUGGACGCCAUGGACCCGCGGCUAGGCGGGGAGUUCGACGAAGACGAGGCGCGGCGCGCGCUGCUGGUGGGGCUAGCGUGCUCCAGCCCGGAACCGGCGCUGCGCCCCGGGAUGCGCGGCGUGGUCCAGGUGCUGGGCGGCGAGUCCGACCCGCCGUUCGUGCCGGCGGCCAGGCCGUCCAUGAGCCUCGGCGGCAGCGCCAACAACCAGCAGCUGCUGCUGAGCCUGCAGGACAGCGUGUCGGACUACAACGCCCUGCUGGGGCUCGCCGGCCUGUCGGACGACUCGUUGUCGUCCGCCGACUCGCUCAGCUCGUCGUCCCUCACCAGCACGCUCCGCAGGGGCGGCCAUGAUAUCGGGUUCAGCAGCACCGCCGGCGACGCCAGGUGAGGCAGGCUGACCGGUGGCCGGCGGGAGGUAGCUUAGAGUUUUUUUUUUUCUUCUGAUGAAUCCUUGUCGAUCUCGAACGCGAAAAGAAGAAAAAAAAAACAGCAGAUGUAUGUAUUGAUGGGUACAUAGAAUUUUAGUUGCAGAGCAAUGGACUGCAGAGUCCAGAUCAUCAUCAUCAGAACCAGCUUCCAUUUGUGACAUUAUUACAUACAUUUUUCUCUCGAUAAUAAUUCAGAAAUCACAUGAUUCA